CAGAGAGUGUUUCGAUAGAAAAAGUAACGUUGUUCAGAAGAUCAGCCUGCUAUGUUCGAGCAGAAAUGCACACGCGGUACUUACCGUCCUCCGUAGCAUCACGUGCAGAGCCACUAGCGCGACGAUCGAUCACUGAAGCUGCCAUCAGCUCUCCACACCUUCACGACGCACGACGCGCGAUGCCUCCCUCCGAUUACACAACUGCCACCGGCGGCGCCCUAAAGCUCAAGGGCGCCGGCGUCGACAAGAAAAAGAAAAAGAAGAAGCCCAAGACAGAGGUCUCCUCAUCUUCCUCCAAGCCUACCCCUACCGCCGCCCACUCAAAUGCCGAUGCGCCAAAAUCCCCCUCGGGAACACCUCACCGCUCUAUAUCUCCCGAAACUGCAGCGCAAGCUCUUAUAGACGGUGGUGGUAGAAGAAAAACCGAAGCCGAGAAACGACACGAGGAGAUGAGGCGCAAGCGUUUGGAGGAGCGACUGAAGCGCGAGGGUGUUAAGACGCACAAGGAGAAGGUGGAGGAGUUGAACAAGUAUCUCAGUGGACUGAGUGAGCACCACGAUAUGCCUAAAAUUGGACCUGGUUAACAGGAUGGGGUGGUUGCGACUGGAUUUGGGUGCGUGUGGACAUGGCUAUGCAUCUGGACGUGCCGGUCGUGAAUCUAGGACCACAAGACGGGACGUCAAGGUGGAUGUACUGCGAGUGAAGAUUGAAUACAAGCGAGUCGUAGACAACGACAACAAGAGCGAACGAGAAGGACGGACAAGCGAAAGCCGGUUCGCAGGAGUUUCGAUGAAAAUCUUUUGGUAUCAUGCCUUCCAAAGGCGUGUGUUAAUGCGCGUAUUCGUAUGCUCUAAUGAACCCAAUGGUUUGUAUGGAGUGCGUCCAAGUAGAUCUUUCCCACGUUGUCUUAGUCCUUCAUUCCUGGCAAGUCGACUGAUUGCGCAUUCGUAACUAGGUAACGUGGUCAACGAGUCGGCAGGAUUUGACUGGUUACAACCCACAUCAUGGUUCUGUAUUUGUCCCACAAAGU
Molecule: messenger RNA, 1030 nt
Organism: Dothidotthia symphoricarpi CBS 119687
Lineage: Eukaryota; Fungi; Ascomycota; Dothideomycetes; Pleosporales; Dothidotthiaceae
Product: DUF1754-domain-containing protein
Exons: 1
Coding region: 66-584 (172 amino acids)
Cellular component (GO): nucleolus
Source: RefSeq, a predicted model, not a curated record